Messenger RNA from Nomascus leucogenys (northern white-cheeked gibbon), 5371 nucleotides. RefSeq names its product chimerin 2 (gene CHN2). The record is from RefSeq and is a predicted model, not a curated record. Gene Ontology annotation, molecular function: GTPase activator activity. Lineage: Eukaryota; Metazoa; Chordata; Mammalia; Primates; Hylobatidae. Gene Ontology annotation, biological process: regulation of small GTPase mediated signal transduction; signal transduction; positive regulation of GTPase activity.
UAUGGAGAGCCUACUCUAUUUCAGCUCUGGCCUUGUGGGGAAUAUAGCAAAGAACUUGGCUAUUGGCAUUUUAAUAUCAUAAUAAAAGACAACAGAAGUAUGAUGUACUUAAAUAUAUAUUUGAGAUUUUGUCCCUGUAUAUGUAUGUGCGUGUAAACAGACAGAAGAAGAGAGAGAGAUAGAGAGAAAAAACCUCUCGGUUUCUCAAAAUCCUUGGAACCAUGUCAGUUGCCCUUAAGGCAGGUGGAGUGUUAGCAGUGGAGGUAGGCGAUUCGGAUUAUCCUCUUACAAACUCUUCCUAGAGUUCCACUGAAACUCUUCAACCAUCCUGAGGGUCCACUGCAUGUCUGUUUGCUGUUGCGGUGCCAUCACCAUCUGCUGUGACUAAAGGAUAUGGUGCCCAUGUCUCUUGUUUCCCCCUUGUCUGCCUGUUAAACCAUGCUCUUCGCCUUUUGACCUUACCAAUUUGAUAUAUUAGUAAGUGACAUCCAGUUGAUGCUUGCUUUCCUCUAGAAUUCCAUAUCCCAUUUCUGCCACGAAACCUAAUGUGAAAUGGAGAUUCAUCAGCUCCCUUUCCUCAGCAGGCAGCAUGGGGCCCAUCUAGCCAGGCAGGUGUCAGAUAGUAACAGGUCAAGUUUGCUGGAAGAACAGGUGCUGCUCAGAUGAGUAUCUGCAGGAGUAGCUUCAGUUCCCUUUGUUCUCUAGUUUGUCCUCCAGUGUGAUGUUAACUGCAGAUAAUUCCUACCCAAAUUCCCAAGCCUCCCAGGAGUUGGCCUCCUGCAAGUGAAGGCGCCACUUUCUCUUGCAUGAUGGUGAAACAGUUUCCUCCUACUACAGACGGUGCUUAGUCAUACGUCUCGUUGUCUUGUAACACACCUGCAUGCUUGGGAGACAUGCCUAAUGCAGACAGAAAGCCUUUCUGUGUGAGUUUGUGGCCAGGGAGACUGAAGCUUUAUUUACUUAUUUACAUAAAACAGUAAAGGCUGUUUCUUUUAAACAAUGAGUUAUCGUUUUUUCUAUGUACGUUUUCCUAUUACCCUAUUACAUCUCAUCCCUUAGCUAAGAGCCCGCAUCUUCCUCUUCUAUGUGCUCUGGGCCCUUUUUCUUGGUCUUCAAUCCAUCUCCUCCUAGCUACUCUUCCCUGGUCCCUAGCAUGGUAGCUCCAGUAUACUCAAUCUCUGUUGUUUCUCUGAUGACUCAUACCUUCCCAGGCUAUGGGCCUCUCCCAGGUUAGGACCUGCCAGUUCAACAUGAUAAAUACCCACAUUAACGCACCAAGCAAAGUGUGCAAUUACAGAGAUGUGGAACACUGUCCCUCUAGGGUAUAGAUGUAGGCCAGUCUGCCUUGAUACAUGGUGGUUAUCAACAGAUACCAACUACCUAGUAGACUUUGCUGGGAGCUGCGUGAGUCCAGGGUACAGACUGAUUCUGCAGGCAAAAUUCACAUACUUAGCAAAUCCAGGAAAGCAGGGAGCUCAGCUGCAAAGUCAGCUUGGACUUGUUUUGACUUCUUGCCCCACCACGUUCUAGCUACCUAACACAGAACCAACCACUUACUCUCUCAGAGAGAUUAAGGCCUAACCCACGGAUAAGCAUCUACGUUGCAGGGUUGCUAUAAAUGGCAUAUGUGGUUCAAGUGUCCAAUAUGGUGCCUGCUGCAUAAUGGGUACUCAGUUAUUGUUCAUGAUUCAUGGCAGAGUCAGAAACCUGUGAAGAACAGGCUCUGAGCUGGUCACUAGGGACAGAGUCGAAGUGAUGACAGUAUUCUCUGAAUGAAAGGAUGAGAGGCAGUGAUCAAGAAGAAAGCAAGAUGCCCAGGUCAGGAAUUAAGCCACCAGGAAAAAAGAUACUGAGGAUGAGGAACAGAAGGUACAAGCAGCUGAACAACAGCUCUGGCGCCAAUUAAGCCAGGCAGGGUCAGGUCCUGAAAUAACAGUUCAUUGCUUUCUCGAAGCUUUACUACUGCAAAUUAAUAUUUAUUGAGCAGCUGCAGCACCUGGUGCUCUGCUGGCAUUUCCUGAAAACUCCAUGCCAACAGAUGCAAAACAUCUUCCCAUAUGCAGAAUUCUCGCUGCUUUUUCCAUCAACUAUCAGUCAGUCACAUCAUAAGCAUUUAUUGGUUACCAAAUGUGUGCCUGGGUUGUCUGUCACAAACUGUGUGGAAUGUUGACUCUCAAAUUUGUUUCUCUAGCCAAGACCUCCACCUGGGGCUCCAGACACCUCUAUUCACCUGUCCACUGGACCUCCUCAGGCCACCACGUGUCUCACGGGCCACCACCAGCCUCACGUUCAGAAUAGAACUAGGCCCUGCUCCAUUGGAUGACACCUAACUUCAGAAACCUGUACUUCUCCCUUCCCUACCCUCACCCCUUUCUCCUACAUUCUUAGCAUCAAGUCUGUCUGCAAAUAUAUCUCGCACUGUCCACUGUACUCUAUCCCCAUGAAUGUCAUGUGGUUUGGGCCGUUGUCAUUUCUUGCCUGGAUUGCAUUGCAGGUGGAAAACAGACCAAAAUAUUAUGGAAGAGAGUUUCACGGGAUCAUCUCCCGGGAGCAGGCGGAUGAGCUUCUUGGAGGCGUGGAGGGUGCCUACAUCCUUAGAGAAAGCCAGCGGCAACCAGGAUGCUACACGCUGGCUCUCAGGUUUGGAAACCAGACCUUAAACUACAGGCUCUUCCACGACGGGAAACACUUUGUGGGUGAGAAGAGGUUUGAGUCGAUUCACGAUCUGGUGACAGAUGGCUUGAUAACACUGUACAUAGAAACAAAAGCUGCCGAGUACAUUUCAAAAAUGACAACUAACCCCAUCUAUGAACACAUUGGAUAUGCCACCCUACUCAGAGAAAAAGUAUCCAGAAGGCUGAGCAGGUCUAAAAAUGAACCAAGAAAAACAAACGUCACACACGAUGAACACACGGCGGUGGAAAAGAUCUCCUCCCUGGUUCGAAGGGCAGCCCUCACACACAACGACAACCACUUCAACUAUGAGAAGACACACAACUUUAAGGUCCACACAUUCCGAGGCCCACAUUGGUGUGAAUAUUGUGCCAAUUUCAUGUGGGGGCUCAUCGCCCAAGGGGUCCGGUGCUCAGACUGUGGAUUGAACGUACACAAACAGUGUUCCAAGCACGUUCCCAAUGACUGCCAACCUGAUCUCAAGAGGAUCAAGAAAGUGUACUGUUGUGACCUCACAACACUUGUGAAGGCUCACAACACUCAGAGACCCAUGGUGGUGGACAUAUGCAUUCGGGAAAUUGAAGCAAGAGGAUUAAAAUCGGAAGGCCUUUACAGAGUCUCUGGGUUCACUGAACACAUUGAAGAUGUCAAAAUGGCAUUUGACAGAGAUGGUGAGAAGGCCGAUAUAUCUGCCAAUGUCUAUCCAGACAUAAACAUCAUCACUGGAGCCCUUAAACUGUAUUUCAGAGACUUACCCAUCCCUGUCAUCACAUAUGAUACCUACUCCAAAUUUAUAGAUGCAGCAAAAAUCUCCAAUGCAGAUGAGAGGCUGGAAGCCGUCCAUGAAGUGCUGAUGCUGCUGCCUCCUGCCCACUAUGAAACCCUCCGGUACCUAAUGAUCCACCUCAAAAAGGUUACUAUGAAUGAAAAAGACAAUUUCAUGAAUGCAGAAAAUCUGGGGAUCGUGUUUGGGCCCACUCUGAUGAGGCCCCCUGAGGACAGCACCCUUACCACCCUGCAUGAUAUGCGGUACCAAAAGCUGAUUGUGCAGAUUUUAAUAGAAAAUGAAGACGUUUUAUUCUAAUCCAUCAGGGAAAUGAGCUGAAUGGCCACAGCCCCAUCCAAGUUGACAAAGCUAAAGGAAUAAAAACAUUUCUUACCACUUGAUUUGUUUUCCAAGCAAGUGCUAGAAUUUGCUGGACCGCAGAGGAUCGCCGAGUAGGGUACUGUGUCUCAUAGACAUGCGCCACCUCCACGUGAGAACAAGGGUGAAGGUGAGGGAAGCCCCUCACCUUGGGUCUUUUGCUGUGCCUCCUAUGUAUGUCUGGUUGGCUGGAAGAGUGAUUAAUACAUCUUUAAUUUAUUAAAAAAACAAUGUAGACCUUUAAACUUCAGUCUUAUUGGUAAUAAAAGGGAACUUAAUUCAUAAAGGUACUUGAUACAGUUAUACAUUUUCCACUUACAAAAAGAAGACAAUUCUGUUAAAUGUUAAAUGAAACCUAUAUCGUAAAAUGUAUUUUUAUUUUAGCCACAAGAAUGUUAUUUUUAGCAAAUAGAACUCAAUGCAGUGCAUUGGUUAUUACCCUGUGUACCUUGUCCCUCAUUUUGCUGUGACACCCUGAAAAAGUUGACCACGAAUGCAGUAUUAUCUUGACAUACCUCUGUCCUCCUCAGUGCUUUUCAAUGAAAUUUCACCUGCCCCUUGUGUUCCUGCUUUUGAUAGUUUUUGCUCUUAAGCACUGGCAUUCUUCUAUUGUAUGGUAUAUAUUUAUAGCAAUUGUAGGAUGGUCUGAAAUGUCCACAAACUUUCUAUUCAUACAAAUUUUGUGAAUUCCCAAAGUAUGCUUUGGAAUUGGUCAUAGUCUUUUCGUAUCAUGAGUGUGUAUCCCAGAAGAUACAGAAGGCGGUCAUUUUACCUGAAAUUAUUUGAGAACACUGGAUGUAUCUGGUCUGUGUAAAAAGUUAACACUUUCCCUCUUUUCUUCCCGACCAAGCCCUCUGAAUUCAUCUGUUAAUAUCGAAUUGUAUUUUUGCCACAUUUCUGUAUUGGUGAAAAGCGAAUCUGCAGAAUAAUUGUCAAUGUUUUUCAUUUUUGUUUUACAAACCUAUUUUUUAAAGUGAGAAUAAGGUUGGUUUUUACCAAAUAUUUGUUCCUCCUUGACAAAAGUAGCUCUGUGUGGAUAAUAUGAUUUUAUUACUACAGUUCCAUUCACUUGGUUAUAUUUAUCUUAGCAUGAGCCUUUCACACCAAGAUUUCUAUAUUUUGUAACAUAGGUGAAACAUUUAAAACAUCAAAAACUGUAAAUCUAGAUUUUUAAAAAAUCCAACUACAAUGUCUUUUCCUUUGAUUGAGAUGAUUUGUGUAAACUCACCAGUCUUGCUUUGGAGUGAGCAGAAGAGAAUGACUGUUUUGCGUGGAGCAUCAUCGUGUGACUGUUGACCUGGACAGUCCCAAGGGCUAUGCAGAUGGACUCCAUUGGCACACGGAGGUCAGAAUGGUUUGACCUCUUCCCUGCUAUUAUCCCUCCUUCCAACUGUACAGAUUUGUUUGUUGUAGUUUAUGUACUUCUUGAUACUGUCAAAAAAUUAUCUGGAAAUGGUUUUAUUUUGUGAAGUGAACAAUACUUUGUAAUUUAUGAUAGUGUAAAUGGAAGGCAAAGCAUCACACGUAUUAAAUUCUUCUGUCUAUUAUUCUGGA